AAGGGCGAGAGGGCAAUGUUCGAGUCCCCGGACAUUGGGGAAGAAAUGGCCCCUACUCAUAAGAUUUCCUUCUCCAUCAUAGAUAUACUGGACCCUCAAAAAUUCACAGGCAAGUCGCAGCCGUUUGAGCUGCAUCAGAACGGACCAAAUGAAAGCAGUAAGUUACCCGUCCCUUGCAGUGGAGAUCAGAGUUUAAUGGAGACAGGUGAAAAACUAAGUGCUGAAAAGAACAGCGACCAAAUCGACACCGAUUCCGAUGGAAGUGAUUGGAAGCAUGAUACACAUUCCAAUGCUAAUACAUCAACAAUGUCUGUGGAAACUUGUGGAAACUUUCAUUCAUUUAAAGAGAAUAAAAUUCCUACGCAAGCUGAAUUUGACAAAGACCAUACUGCCUCUACUGAAUUGGAAACCAGGUCUGAACAUACUGCAGCAAGACAAAAGCGCCGUCGAGUUGAACCAGGCUGUGCCAAACCAAGACGAGCGAGAACUGCCUUCACUUAUGAGCAACUAGUGGCCCUGGAGAAUAAAUUCCGCUCAACUCGAUACCUUUCGGUUUGCGAGCGUCUCAACCUUGCUUUGGCCCUCAGCCUUACAGAAACACAGGUAAAAAUCUGGUUUCAAAACAGACGCACCAAAUGGAAAAAACAGAACCCUGGGGUAGACAGCACAAUGCAGCCUGGAUCUACUAGCCUGUCUCGAGUCAGUCCAAGCCCUCCGGGACCAAGUGUACUCAACUUCCCAACUUUUCAGACUUACGCUGCAGGAAACGUCAUUUGCCAGGCAGCAACUCCAGUCCCUUUAAUCUCAUCCGCAGCGGGGCUGAUGUCUCCCUUCCUGAGUUCCACCUACCUGGCACCAUUUUACGCUCCCCAUUUGUGAAGACAAUGCCAUUUAUUUCUUUCAGAUAAUAAAAACUGAUGUGGAGUAGACUGAAAACCAGCCUUUUCCUUAAGCUGCCAUUUUUCUACAACAUCUGGUGUGCUUCUUUUAAAAGAUUCAAUGGUAUUGUAAGCAGCAACAUCACCACUUCUAAGGGACCAAUUGGUUAUAAUAGUCUAUACUUCAGAUUGUCUUCAACAGUCAGGUUAAUUCAAUUGCUUUACAGUGACAAUGAUGAAAGUCUCAGCGAAAGUAUUAGACAAAUACUACUGCUCCCUCUCAAAAAGGGAGAAUGAACAAAUCCAUCAGGGUCAAUUCCACAAAGAAGACUCAUAACGUCUAAUAUAUUCUUGUGGAACAUUAUUCAGUUUAAGAUCCUGAUUCUAUACUUAUGAAGCUAAUAGUUGAGUUACUCAUUUGUGUUAAUAGCCACUGAAAAGGGCACUAAUGUUCUAUUACUUGAAGUAGUUAAAGUCCACCUUGUAGAUACAUACUGUUACCCACAUUAAGUUAUUUCAGUUUCUUGCAACCAGUGUUAACAGCAAAAAUGAUAGGAAUCCGUGCUAACUGUUUUCUUUCUCAAAUUGAAUGAACAUUCAUGUUGCAAAUUCCAUUCACUGAGUAACAAAGCUAAAGGGAUGUGUACAUGUCAUUCUUAGAUAUUUAACACAGCGUAUGAUUUUUAAAAAAUGAAUUCCUGAAAUACAAAGACCUUUAUGGACACACUGAAAGGUUGGUUAUGCAUGGAAGUCUUCUGAACCCCAUAAUAAAAUCACUUAAACUUUAGCUGACCAAAAGAUGAUGAGACAUCACUGGGAUUACAUUAAAAAUAUAUUUGAAAAUAAUGUAAUAGCAGUAUUCGGAGCAUCAUGAAAAAAACAUUCUGUCUUCAAUCCAUUAUACGUAAACAAAGAGAUUUGAAAAUUUUGUCCAGGCAUUAGCAAACUUAUGCAGAAAUCUUGUAGUUAUAGAUAUUUGGAUUCUUGAUUCUUGAUCCCCAGUGCUUCUCAUUGCUCACUCCAUUAUUGAUCUUUCAAUUCAGUUAAAUAUUUGUUGAUUAUUUAAACUGACAUUACAAUCCAGAUAAGCUCUGUAAUAAUCCACAAGAUAAAAUGGUUAAAACUUGGCAAACCGUGAACUUUGCAAUAGUAUUAAGUUAUUAAAUUUUUCAGUUAGAUUUUACUGUUAUUUAACUUCAGUUUCCUACUGCGUGUACAAUCUCUCCAAACCAAGUGUCUAAAACUCAAAAACUGGACAUUUUCUCAAAUAUGCUGAUCAAUUUUUUUUAAUAUUACGGAAUUAAAAAUAACACGUGGACAAUUCAGCUAGGUACUGCACUUGUUAUGCGCUUUGUCAUUAACAUUAAUGUAUAAUUCAGUUCCAAGUGACCCUUGACCCCAUUGGACCUGGAAUUCACCUAAACUGCCCAUGCCCAAAUAACUGACUUGAAACCUGGCAAAAUCAA
Molecule: messenger RNA, 2344 nt
Organism: Rhincodon typus (whale shark)
Lineage: Eukaryota; Metazoa; Chordata; Chondrichthyes; Orectolobiformes; Rhincodontidae
Gene: nkx1-2a
Product: NK1 transcription factor related 2-like,a
Exons: 2
Coding region: 16-879 (287 amino acids)
Biological process (GO): regulation of transcription by RNA polymerase II; cell differentiation
Cellular component (GO): nucleus
Molecular function (GO): DNA-binding transcription factor activity, RNA polymerase II-specific; RNA polymerase II cis-regulatory region sequence-specific DNA binding
Source: RefSeq, a predicted model, not a curated record